Molecule: messenger RNA, 1836 nt
Organism: Hyaloscypha bicolor E
Lineage: Eukaryota; Fungi; Ascomycota; Leotiomycetes; Helotiales; Hyaloscyphaceae
Product: gamma-glutamyltranspeptidase
Exons: 6
Coding region: 1-1836 (611 amino acids)
Source: RefSeq, a predicted model, not a curated record
AUGCCUCUGAUUUCAAAUGCCAUCUAUCCAUCAACGGAUUCAGAAUUCAUCUCCUUCCCCAGUCGAAGAAGUGUCAUCCACAGCACGGAGGGCAUGGUAGCAUGCACGCAACCUCUCGCCGCAAAAUGCGGUCUCAUGAUUCUGCAACAGGGAGGAAAUGCUGCAGAUGCAGCCGUUGCAGUUGCUGCUGGUCUCAACAUGGCCGAACCUUGCUCCACAGGUAUCGGUGGCGGCAUGUUCGCUCUCUACUUUGACGCCAAGACGAAGAAUGUAUCUGCACUGAAUGGCUCUGGUCGAGCGGGUAAAAUGUGCACUUUAGAGACGAUACGGAAGGAUCUUGGGUUGAGUGAGGGAGAACGAGGGAAACCGAUACCAUUUGAUAACGUCCACGCUGUUACUGUGCCUGGUGCGGCUGCGGGGUGGGUAGAUACCGUCGAGAAAUUUGGCAGUGGGAAGUUGAAUAUGAAAGAUAUUCUGAGCCCUGCUAUCGAGAUGGGUGAGAAGGGGUUCCCGGUUUCUGAACUGACUGCCAAAUCUUGGAGGAGAGCAGAAGCAUCUAUCCGGAGGGCAUCACCUAAUUUUGCGGAGAUGUUGAAGAAGGAUAAGGACGCGUUAGAUGGAUGUCGGGCCCCCGGACCUGGCGAGAUUAUGAAGAACCCGACUCUUGCACAUACUUUCAGACGACUUGCCGAGAAAGGAAAGAAGGGCUUUUACACGGGCGAGGUUGCAGAAGAGAUUGUGAGAGUGUGUAAAGAGAGAGGUGGUCGCCUUGAACUUGGUGAUUUGCAAAAUCAUAUGGAGCUCGGGACGGAGCUGGUUGAUCCCAUAUCUCUCAAAUUCAAGGGACAGGGUAUUGGGAAGACUCAAAGUCAACUUAUGAAUGGUUCUCUGGAAUCCGGUACUGAGAAUGGUGGAGUAGAAAUUUGGGAACACCCGCCUAAUGGCCAAGGUAUCGUUGCUUUGAUUGCACUUGGGAUCCUGGAGGAAUUGGAGAAGACGGGGAAAAUCCCACUGUUCAAAGAUAAGGAUCAUAAUACAACCCCUCACUUGCACGCGGUGAUUGAGGCGCUCCGUAUCGCGUUCGCGGAUGGUGCCUGGUGGGUGACAGACACAAACCUUGUGGACGUCCCAACAAAAGGACUCAUCUCGCAGUCCUAUCUCGAAAAACGAGCCAAGCUCUUCAAUCCUCAGCGUGCAUCAGAGCUCACGGAUCACGGCAGUCCAGCACAUAACCAUUCCGACACGGUAUAUUUCGCAGUCACCGACAAGUACGGCAAUGCAAUCUCCUUCAUCAACUCGAACUACACCGGAUUCGGAAGCGCUAUCAUCCCCAAAGGCUGUGGCUUCACCCUACAGAACCGAGGUGCAAAUUUCAGCCUAGAGAAAGAGCAUCCUAACGUCCUUGCCCCCGGCAAACGCCCAUAUCACACUAUCAUUCCGGCAAUGAUCACGAAUAUCCAUGACGGAAGUCUGCACUCUGUUUAUGGCGUUAUGGGAGGUUUCAUGCAGCCGCAAGGCCGUGUUCAGGUUUUGCUGAACAUGUUAGCGUUCAAGCUUAAUCCGCAGCAGGCCCUAGACGCCCCGAGGAUCUGCAUCGGAGCUGGGAUGCCGGAUGAGGGGAAAGUAUUAGAUAUGACUGUUCAUCUUGAGGAGGGGAUCAGCGAGGAGGUGAGGGACCAGCUGAGGGGUAUGGGGCAUAAGGCAGAGAUUAUGAAGGGCUAUGGGAGGAGUUUGUUUGGGAGGGGUCAGUUAAUUCGAUCGCAUUUUGAUGAUGGGAUGCAGGUGUUUAGUGGGGGCUCUGAUCUUCGUGGAGAUGGAGCGGCUUUUCCAGCAUGA